Hevea brasiliensis (rubber tree) is the source of this 848-nucleotide messenger RNA. RefSeq names its product NCT transcriptional regulatory complex subunit A-like. The record is from RefSeq and is a predicted model, not a curated record. Gene Ontology annotation, cellular component: nucleus. Gene Ontology annotation, biological process: regulation of DNA-templated transcription. The coding region runs from base 157 to 582 and encodes 141 amino acids. Gene Ontology annotation, molecular function: protein heterodimerization activity. NCBI's taxonomy places the organism in Eukaryota, Viridiplantae, Streptophyta, Magnoliopsida, Malpighiales, Euphorbiaceae. The transcript has a single exon.
UAAUAUAGUUCAUUCGUUCUCUAGGCGCGAAAGAAGCAUAUCGCGGCGGGCGAUUUCCCAAUACCGCAGUUCCCGCCAAUAUAAAACCCUAAAAAGUCGAAUUUCCCAGAAGCAAUUUUUGCUUCAAAUAUCUAAUUAUUUCCCGAUUAAUCAUCAAUGGCCGAAGAGGAGAACACAGAAGUGAAGAUCCGACCCCAAUUUCCAACUGGACGGGUCAAAAGAAUCGUGAAACUGGAUAAAGACAUCAACAAGGUCAAUUCAGAGGCUCUAUUACUGGUUUCCCGAUCCACCGAGCUUUUUCUCCGAUUCCUCGCAGAGAAAUCAGCAGAAGUUGCUAUCGAGAGGAAGCGAAAGAUCGUGAAACUCGAUCACAUCCGAGUUGCCGUUAAGAGGCAUCAGCCAACCAGUGAUUUCCUUCUUGACUCGCUUCCUGCGCCAACUCAGUCCUCCGAUAAGCAGCCAGCUGAGAAGACUCAUCCUUCUCCCGUGCCCGAUAAACCUCUCCCCCCUGGCACUCGCCGGAUUGACGAUUUCUUUGCUAAGUCGGCAAAUGAAGCUCCGGUUCAGAUAAAUGAAAGCUAGAUGCUCUUCUUCUUUUUGUUAUCCUCAAAUUGUUUUGAUUUGUUUUAUAAUAUAACUAGUCUUAAUUAAUGUUUAAGUUUAUUUGAAGAUAUUUCUCCUGCGAACCUGCUUUGAAGCAUACAUGAGUUCAGUUACUAAGUUCACAACUUCACAUUGCUUGUACAUAUGCUACGCGGUGGACUUGGUUCAUAUGAGAAUUUCUCAGCAUUUGUAACUUGGAGAGUUGUUUAUUGUUAUGCAAUGUAUCAAAAUCCUUUACAUUCAAA